AUGGGUCGAUUGAAACGAUUUAACAACGAUAGUAUCGGUGGUAUGAUACAAAACGACUCUCGAGAAGCACCAGCUGACGACGACGACCACAGAAGCGAAACUGGAACUUACACCGUCGACGAUCCACAAACUCGAGAAGCCAGAAGGAAGAUUGACAUGGUGUUCGGUGUGGAAGAGGAUGCUUUCCAAGAGUACAACGCUCGAAACAAAACCCUGAACAAGAACAAGCAUGCUGUUUCCGUCACAAGGACGCAACCCAUCGUGGCUCCGCCGAGACGCAAUCGAACAACAUCUUCUUCGACCUUCCUGGCUUCUUCAGUACCGACUCCGAGUAACAUGAUGUCGGAUUCGAUGAUUUCGUCCACCAUCAGUUCCGGUUCUUCGACCGGUGGUCUUCCGUCGAAACCCUCCAGUAUUCGCAAUAAACCUGUAACGGUCUCGGCUCGACAGAACCGGAGACCUUCGAGCUCUGGGGCGUCACGACCGUCGACGGGCAAGAGCCCUACGGCCGCGACCCCGACCAAGGAAGCCCCGCGGCCAAACACUGCCAAAACCCCGACGAAGACAACCCCGCUCAGAAGAGGACCCUAUGGUGGGUCGGACUUUAGCCUCGAGUCGUCAAAUUCGUCCGGAUCUCAUCUCACAGGAGGAGAAUCGAUGAAAGUCAAUCGGGCUUUCGCUUUGAGAAGAGCUCGCUUAGGACUUCAGGACAACGUUGCAUCCCAGAAGUCGCACCUUCUGACAGGAAGCAACCCUAACCUUUUCUCAAGGCAGGAUGGGGGUCGCUUCUCGAUGAGGCUUCUCUCAUCCAAGCAACGCACUCGGCCAGGGGCGGAAAAUCUACCGCACGGUUCGAGCGUUGCUGGAGUCCCGAAUAGGAACUCGGCUUCUCCGAAGACGUGCAGACGAAACGAAAGCGAUCCCUGCAACAUCAAUCUUCUGGGUCAGGACGACGCAGACGAUUUAUCCAGGCCUGAGCUCCGGUCUUAUCCACACGGAGUGGAUCCUCUGAGUCAGUCGACGUUCGAACCUUCAACUCAGGGACACGAUGUCCUGUUGAAGGACAGUGAAAUGAGCCGCAGCGCCUCAUUCAACGCUCAUCCGAGAGCGGCGAGUCCGCUUCUGUUGAGAAAGGAGACCUUCCUCAAGCAGAAAACCUGUCCGCAACAUCAAGCUCUGGAGAACGAAAGACAACAUGCAGCCGCCGCAGCUUCAUCGCGAACGAAUUUCGGAGGGAACAGACCUUCAAGUCGAACAGCGAGUCCAUCGCGAGCUGCUUUCUCUCCCCAGUUGCAAAGACGGACGGUAGGGUCACCGCAAGUGAUCAGGAAGGUGCUCCCCUCUCCGCAGGCAUCUCCAUUCCGACAGCAGCCGCAGCAGCCGCUGCCACCUCAGCAGCUAUCGCAUCAGCCAUUCCAACAGGCGAAGGCAUCUCUCGGCGAGAAGGACGAACCUCAGGGCUUAUCUGCUCUGGAUCAACUCGUCAUCCAAGCCAUCUCGCAACUCUCUGGAAAGCUCAGGCUCCGAGUCGGUUCGCUCAUGGAACGCGAGAGCAAGAGGUAUCCUGAGGGAAGCGAUCAAUCUCUCCUCAUCACCGAGCUGCUCUCGGGUGCGAUAGCCCCUCCACCAGUGGUGACGGAUAGUGUAGAUAUUUCAAAAGAACUUUCGGGAAUUCUCCGCAAUCUCAGAAACAUUGAAACCUCGAUCAAUACACUUCUGGCUCUGGAACCCGCACCGCCGGUCGUCGAGCUGCUGGGAGAGACCCCACAGCUAGAGGAAGCUCAGAAGCUGCCAGACGCCGAAGAACUUGGCGAUACGGUUCCACGAGGUUUUUUCACUGUGGCCUUAUGAAGUUGAGUCUCUGAUUGGAGGAAUCGGAUGAGAACGCCAAUCCCAGAUGGGCUGCUAGGUUUCACGGCGGUUCGAGCUUUCGAAUAGUUUAGCAAGGGGGAAGAUUUUUUCGUAAUUACUUCAUGGCGGGAGUUGGAGCAAUCGGCAUAUGCGUGAGGCAAUGCGUCGGAGUCGAGAUAAGUUGUCAGUCUACACUGGUGUAUAGGACCGUGAUUGUACAUAGAUUCGGAAAUGCGCAGGAAUCGGCGUGAAAAUGACUAGACCCUUCUGAUAUCCUCGGAUCGAUAGAAGUUUUGAUGGAUGGCGAGGCCCCGGAAGUUUGGGACAGACUCAGAAGCCUCGGAGUAUUGUGCUCGAUCGGUGAAGGAUAGUGUCGAUGAAAAGCGGGGAGCGGAGGAGGACUACCACUGGAACCGAAGAAGGAUAUCACAUGAAUCGACCUGCUAGAGACAUCGUCCCUGCACCAGGGUCAUCUGAUUUAUACUGUGAGAUCGAGAUAUAAUCAGAG
Messenger RNA from Galendromus occidentalis (western predatory mite), 2359 nucleotides. RefSeq lists its product as uncharacterized. NCBI's taxonomy places the organism in Eukaryota, Metazoa, Arthropoda, Arachnida, Mesostigmata, Phytoseiidae. The coding region runs from base 1 to 1851 and encodes 616 amino acids. The record is from RefSeq and is a predicted model, not a curated record. The transcript is spliced from 6 exons.